Molecule: messenger RNA, 2554 nt
Organism: Gloeophyllum trabeum ATCC 11539
Lineage: Eukaryota; Fungi; Basidiomycota; Agaricomycetes; Gloeophyllales; Gloeophyllaceae
Exons: 11
Coding region: 13-2454 (813 amino acids)
Biological process (GO): intracellular protein transport; vesicle-mediated transport
Cellular component (GO): AP-3 adaptor complex; membrane coat
Source: RefSeq, a predicted model, not a curated record
UCCCGACUGGGUAUGCGCUUGCAGGAGACGUUCUCCGAGCACACUCGCGAUCUCGCCAUUGCGAAAUCCCCGGGCCUUUCUUACUUUGACAGUACCGAGGAUAAACUGAAGAACAUACGGAAACAACUAGAGUCAAACAGUGACAGGGAGAAGCUAGACGCCAUGAAGAGGUUGGUUGCCAUGAUAUCCAAGGGCCGCCCAGUGCCAGAGUACUUCCCUUCUGUUGUGAAGAAUGUGUCCACGCAGAACCUUGAAAUCCGCAAGCUGGUGUACAUCUACCUCCUGCGGUAUUCCUCCCAAGAGCCCGACCUUGCUCUGCUCUCAAUCAACACCUUCCAGAAGGACCUGACAGAUCCCAACCCUCUUAUAAGAGCUAUGGCUCUCCGCGUGCUUAGUGGCAUCAAGGUGGGCAUGAUUGGGGGCAUAGUUGUCAUGGGCAUCCGGAAGUGCGCAAGCGAUGUGAGCCCAUAUGUACGGAAGGCAGCGGCGUUCGCGGUACCGAAGUGCUACAGCCUCGACGCUUCCCACCUCCCCUCACUAAUCCAAGUCCUUACUACCCUCCUGCGUGACCGUUCCCCACUAUCGCUGGGUGCUACAGCUGUAGCGUUCCAAGCUGUCUGCCCAACACGGCUGGACCUCCUUCAUCCUCAUUACAGGAGACUAUGUCGCACUCUAGUAGAUAUGGACGAAUGGGGUCAGGUGGAGAUGACAAACUUGCUCAUCCGUUAUGCUCGAAGCAUGCUGGCUCGACCCACAAUCAUGAAGACCCUCGACAAGAGCGGAAAUGAGACGGGAGAGGAGUCAGUCGAUGUCGAUCCAGACCUCCAGCUUCUCAUCGCUUGUUCAGAGCCGCUGCUUCAUUCGCGCAACCCUGCUGUGGUACUCGCAGUAACGCGAGUGUUCUACUAUCUCUCCCCAUCCCCGUCGUCCUCCUCCCUUUCCACGAUAGUUCAGCCGCUGUUACGCCUGCUAACGGUUUCCAAGGAGGUCGAGCGGGUGGUCCUGGUCUAUAUCCUCGUCAUCGCGCGUCGCGCCCCCAGGCUUUUCUCUGCCUAUUAUCCGCGGUUUCUUGUCCGUUCUGACGAUAUCGCCCAGGCGAAAGAGCUAAAGGCCAAAGUCCUACUCACCAUCCUGAAUCAUGAGAACCACCAGGCCCUUCUGCGCGAGUUUAUCGAUUAUGCGAACGACACGGACGAUACGCUUGUCGGUCAUUCAAUACGGGCUAUAGGGAGGGUGGCAAGGUUGGAGCCGGACUGCACGCAGCAAUGUCUAACUGCGCUCCUGAACUUCAUCCGCUCUAAACACGACGUCCAAGUGUCCACAGCUGUCCUGGUCCUCAAAUCUCUCGUGCAAUCGCAGUCACAAUCCAAAUUCCCCGCGUUCACCAUCGGUACUGCGUCGAAUUCCAUCAUUAGCACGUUAGCAUACCGGAUAGACGAUAUCAAGCAUCCACAGGCCCGUGCGUGUGUGAUCUGGCUAGUGGGCCAGUAUGCUGCGGACGAUAGUCAGAAGGGGGAGGGAGAUGGGCUGGAGGGGAUCGCGCGGUGGGCGCCGGACGUGUUGAGGAAGGCAGUGAAGGGAUUCGUGGGCGAGUCGCCGUUGGUGAAGCUGCAGACGCUGACGCUGGCGAGCAAGCUGCUCGUGCUGUGCCCCGCACACGCGACGUUGAAGAUGCUCGCGCAGUACGUGUUCUCGCUGGCGAGGUACGAUAUGAACUUCGAUGUGCGGGACCGCGCGAGGAUGCUCUCGGCGCUCCUGGGAGGGGUGGUGCCGGGUUUGAUGAAGGGUGCUGGUGAAGAGGGAGAUGUUAUGGAGGAUAGAGGAGGGGUCGUGUUGAGGAGGGAGCAAGUCAGGCUUGUCCUGUUCGAGGGGAAGGAGGUCGGGCAAGAAGGUGAUUUCGCCGGGGUCGAUGACUCGACACCCAUCGGGACGCUCUCGGCCAUCACGAACAGAUCCUCGCUGUCCGACACGCUCCUCCCUGACUGGCUCGAGCAGGGCACGGAGCCGUCCCUGCGGGACACGGAGGACGACAUGCCGCAGGCGCCGGCGGUGCCGCACAUCUCGAGCAGUGCUGCGAGGAGCGUGGCGGCGUCGCCGGUGGUGCUGACGCCGACGGGGGGUGCGUCGCCGGCUGGGUCGAUGCCGAAGACGGGGGGCGGGAGGUUUGUGGAUUUGGAUGACUUGGAGAAGUUUUAUGCGGAAGACGAGGAGGAGGAAGAUGAUGACGGAGAUGAGAACGAGGAGGAGGAGGAUAACGAAGAGGAGAGCGGGGAGGAAGAAGAAGAGAAUGGGGAGGAAGUGGGGCAAGCGGAAGAGCCCGGAGAAAGCGCAGAAGAGGGAGCGGAGGAUGAUGAAGAAGAAGAAGGGAGCGAAACUGAAAGCGAGGAUGGAGCAGGCGAGAGGUCAAGACUGUUUACGGCGGGGCUGGAGGAUUCGGGACAGGCUCACUGGUAGUUGUCGAUCUACCGACAUUUGAUUACCAUUUAUGGCAGUGCCAUUGCCAAAUACGGGUGAUGGUGGCUUCACGCGAAUUCAGGCCGCGACCCUUUGCAGC